Enterobius vermicularis (human pinworm) is the source of this 282-nucleotide messenger RNA. The record is from the annotation of a GenBank genome assembly. NCBI's taxonomy places the organism in Eukaryota, Metazoa, Nematoda, Chromadorea, Rhabditida, Oxyuridae.
AUGUUUGUGCCAGGACCUUUAUUUUCACCAGCAACUAGUUUGUUACUGUUACUAGUAAAUCCAGUAUUUCUUCCGUUAUUUGCUGAAGGUUAUGUAGAAAUUUUGCUUGACUCUGGUGACUUUGGAAAGUAUAAGGGUGAAAAAUAUUUGGAAUUACAAACUGGUGACAAUCUGACAUUAAUUUGUGAUUCUCAUUCCCUUAUCACAUGGUAUGGACCAAAUGGCACCAAAUUAACAGACAGUCAUGCUGGCGGAGUAAGUUUCUUCAUUCCUCUUGUAUGA